AUGACGCUCAAGGACCAGUUCGAUGUCAAGGGCUACGACAGCACUCUGGGGUACGUUGGGCGCGCUUUCAAGCCUGCCCAACAAGAUUGCGUGUUAGUGUCGCUGUUAAAGGAGAUGGGUGCGAUUAUCGUUGCGAAAUCUAAUCUGCCACAGAGCAUCAUGUGGUGCGAAACCGAUAAUCCCUUGUGGGGCAUCACGGUUCAUCCAAAGAACCCCGACUUUACGUCUGGUGGCUCGACUGGGGGAGAGGCUACACUUCUAUCGCUGCAAGGUACUGUGGUCGGCUGGGGCACGGACAUUGGAGGCAGUGUGCGGAUACCCUCUCACAUGGUAAGUUCUGAAUUACUUUCGCCCUAG
Molecule: messenger RNA, 357 nt
Organism: Alternaria atra
Lineage: Eukaryota; Fungi; Ascomycota; Dothideomycetes; Pleosporales; Pleosporaceae
Exons: 3
Coding region: 1-357 (118 amino acids)
Source: RefSeq, a predicted model, not a curated record